This is a messenger RNA of Linum tenue, 483 nucleotides long. The record is from the annotation of a GenBank genome assembly. NCBI's taxonomy places the organism in Eukaryota, Viridiplantae, Streptophyta, Magnoliopsida, Malpighiales, Linaceae.
AUGGAAGGAGAAGGUUCGCUGGAGUUUCAGGAGUGGGAGGUUCAUUCCUACACCGAGGCUAUUGUGGUUAGAUCCCCUGUAUUGGAGGAGAAUCCGAGGAGUUUCGAGGAAAUCGAGAGCGAUGAAAUUGAAGCCAAGGAAGUUUAUGGAAGUGAAUUUGAUCAGCUGGUGAGCGAGCUUUUGAGCUGCAAGGCGAAGAGUGAAUCAUGUUUAGAAGAGAAUGUGAAGAGUCGCCAACUGGGUUUUGAAGAAAUUGAGCAGAAGGUUGGGAAGGAGAAAGAUAUGACCAAGUUCUGGUCUGGUUCUGGUGGUGAUGGUUUGGUUUUGGGUUCUGAGGUUAUGAGUGACGAAGCUACUCGUGGUGGGAAUGCUCCAUGGAGGAGAACUCGCGUCUUGUUGAAAAUGGGGAUGGGAAAUCAGAUGGCGGUGAUGAGGGGAAGAAGCAUCCAGUGGUCUCGUGGAAAGUUUCCUUUGAGUUGUUGA